UUAGAAAUAAAACGUCCGAGCUAAGUCUGGUGGUGCAAGAAUUAUGUCCCGAUAUAAUCGUUGUUACAGAAACUUGGUUCACCGUUGAUAUAGACUGUUCUCCUUUCAUUGCUGGUUAUAUCUGUAUCAGAAGUGAUAGAGUUUCGAGUCGCAAGGGGGGAGGUAUAAUAUUAUACGUUAGGGAUCACUUUCGUAUACAAUCAACCAUAUCGGAGGCUCAUAUCAGUGGCACAUGUGAGGUUGCAUGUUGUAAGAUUAAAUCUAGAAAUGGGUUAAUGAUUAUAGGGGGAAUAUACUGUAGUCCGUCAUGUCUGGCUGACGACUUUAUCCUAAGACACAUCUGUUCUUGGAGUAUGGCAGAAUGUUGUCUCAUCAUUGGGGACUUCAACGCACCGCAUAUCAACUGGAUAGAGCUUACAGCUCCAGGUAGCGGUUUCGAUAGUGACCUUUUAUCUACCGUUAUUCAGUGUGCACUUGUACAAUGUAUCACAAAACCGACACAUAUUGAUUUGCAUCAUGUUCUGUCACUGCUGGACCUCGCCCUCACCCACCACUCUGAGGAUGUCUUUGAUAUCCAGCACCUUCCUCCACUAGUGAACAGUGAUCACGUUGUAAUUCACUUUAAGUUUAGGACACAUGGUAUACAAUUCGUAUCUGCUCCACCCCGUCCCAAUAUCUGGCGAGCUAAUAUUCCGGAAAUCAGAAACCGUGCUAUCUCGACUGAUUGGUCGGUCGACGCGGAUGGAUUGAUCGAAGAUGAAUGGAAUAAGUUUAAGGCUACAUUCGAGUCCGUAACGUCGCCGUUUAUCCCAUGGUCAGCACGUAAGCUAUCACAUUGCCCUCCAUGGAUUAAUAAGGAAACCCGGAAGCUGUUAAAGCGUAGGAAACAUUUCUGGGACUUAUUCUUGCUGACAGGUCAUGCACCAUUUAAGCGUGAGUACCGAAAAUUCCGUAGUAUCUGUAAGAGAACCAUAGCGAAAUCCCGUACCACUUACGAACGACAGUUAGUAUAUGAUAGCCAUACUUGUCCAAAACGAUUGUUUUCGUAUGUUAAACGGCAAAUGAAACGUAGUGAUGGUAUUCCCCCGUUACUGUUACACGAAAAUUCAGAUUUACUAGCUGAAUCAGAUCAAGCAAAAGCUGAGACUUUUUCAGAUUAUUUUAGCGAAGUCUUCUCUACGUUUAUUGUAACAAAUACUUGUCCCAUUCACACCGAGAUACCAACCAUUGAAUCUGUACAGGUGACUGAGGAAACUGUCCUUCCGUUGAUAACUAACCUCAAAGGUGGUAAGAUACCGGGCCCCGACGGGUUACAUCCACGGUUGCUGUCAUCUCUUGCGGACAUUAUUUCAAAACCGCUCGCGACACUCUUCAACAUGUCCCUUUCACUCGCUCAACUCCCUAGAGAUUGGAAGGACGCUAUAGUUAGUCCUAUAUUUAAGGACGGUCAGCGACAGAUAGUAUCUAACUACCGGCCUGUCAGUCUAACUAGCAUAGUCGUUAAGUUACUCGAAAAGAUAAUUCGGGUUAGGUUGCUAAGCCACAUAGAUUUACACAAUCUGUUAGCUCCUGAGCAACACGGAUUUCGUAACAAGCGUUCAUGCUUGACUAACUUGCUUAUUGCGAGGGAGGAUUGGACAGCAGCCCUAGAUAACGGUCUGUCUGUCGUCGUGAUAUUCAUAGAUUUUAGCAAAGCGUUUGACAAGGUUUCACACGUAGGUCUUAUGCAGAAGCUCACGAGCUUCGGAAUAUUAGGUACUGUACAUGAGUGGAUAGGAAACUUCUUAUGUGAUCGCAGACAGAGAGUGAGGGUCAAUGGAACGCUAUCCGAUUGGGAGCCGGUCAAAAGUGGUGUACCCCAAGGCACCAUCUUAGGCCCUCUGCUCUUCCUUCUCUAAGUUAAUGAGUUACCACUGUUACUUAGGUCGUCGACAUUAUUGUUUGCGGAUGAUGUAAAAAUCUGGAGAACAAUAAAAAGUGCGGCUGAUCAUCUAGAUCUUCAAGCUGACUUAGACGAUUUAGUUAUAUGGGCUCGAGAGUGGGGCUUAGAAAUCAAUGCUAGGAAGAGUGUGCUAAUGCACGUCGGUCACGGUAAUAGUUACCGUUACACUAUUGAGGGUAAACCUCUUCCAUGCGUUCAAGAGCAUAAGGACUUAGGAGUAAUAUUAAGUCAUGAUUUAAAAACAACUGCACAUUGCAAAGCAGCCGCUGUCAAAGGUUUUCGUGCGUUAUGGUCACUUCGCCGAGCGUUCAAAUCUCUUGACGAGGAAACGUUUCGAAUUUUAUAUCCCAUAUAUGUAAGACCACAUUUAGAGUACUGUAUCCAAGCAGCUAGCCCGUGCCUGAUAAAGGAUACUAACUCCCUUGAGCGUGUCCAGCGUGUGGGAACGAAAUUAGUGAAGGGUCUUUCUAGACUCCCUUACGAUGAGCGCUUAAAACGCCUAAAUCUUUUCCCCUUGUCGUAUCGUAGGACACGAGGUGAUCUUAUACUGGCAUUUCGUAUCUUUAAUUAUGAUUUGGGUGUUAAUAUGUCUUAUCUUUUUUCCCUCUCCAGCACUAAUAAUCUCCGAGGUCAUAGCAAGAAGGUUCAUAAACCACGAUCUAAUAAACUUAAAGUGGGAUCCCGUUUUUCUCAUCGAGUAGUCAAUGAUUGGAACGCCUUGUCCGAACAAGUGGUAUCAGCCCCAUCAGUGAAUACUUUCAAGGAAAAG
Molecule: messenger RNA, 2711 nt
Organism: Schistosoma guineensis
Lineage: Eukaryota; Metazoa; Platyhelminthes; Trematoda; Strigeidida; Schistosomatidae
Source: the annotation of a GenBank genome assembly